AACAGAACCGAAGAACAGAGAGCAAGAAAAGAAGCCUAACAGCAACUGCUAGUGCCAAAAGGCAAGAUGGAGGGAGAGAGGUUUGAAAACAAUGUAGGAAUGAGUGAAGAGCUCAUACAGAAAGCUUGUUGUCUAGCCAUGAAAGCUCACAAAUCUACUGGGAAGCCUUAUCUCUCCGAGAAGAGUCACAGCCCGUCUGUGACCAUCUUUGGCUUUGCUGGAUCGUGGUCUAUGGAUGAUUGGUUCAGUCGAAAGCCUUUUAGAGACAUGAAAGUCAACCGGGAAUUUUCUCCAUCUCUCAGAAGCAUUGGCAACGAUGAAAUCGCGACGGUGAAUGAGGCAUUUUAUAAUAGAUUCGAAGAAAUUAAAGCAAAAUCAUCGCUGGAAGUUGAGGUAUAUAAAGCAGUUUCAGAGAGAAGACAGAUUGUGUUUGCAGGGCACUCCUCAGGCGGUGCAAUAGCCAUCCUUGCAGCCGUUUGGUUCUUAGAGAAAUACAUAAGAUCACACACCACUACAAUUCCUCCGAAAUGUGUGACAUUUGGGUCCCCACUUGUCGGUGAUCGGAUUUUCCAACAUGGUCUCGGGAGAGAGAAAUGGGCUCCUCACUUCCUCCAUUUUGUGCUGAGAUAUGAUAUUGUCCCCCGUAUAAUGCUCGGUCCCGUCUCAUCCAUUGAACAAGAACUCCUACCAAUUCUUGAUCUCUUCAAACCGAAAUCCUCAUCGUUUGAGCAAGAAUUCAGUGGCAUAUCCAGUAUAGCUUCAACUUUUUUUAAGACUGUCAUGAUGAAUGCGUCAUUAGUUGCUAGCCAUGCUGCUUGUAAUCUUAUGGGAUACACAAAUUUGCUGUUGGAAACCGUCUCUAGCUCCAUUGACGUUAGCCCUUAUAGACCUUUUGGUACCUAUAUCUUCUGCACUGGAAAUGGAAAACUGGUUGUUUUGAGGAAUCCGGACGCUAUCCUUCAGUUGCUGUUCUACAGUGCUCAGCCAAGCUCUGAAGCAGAAGCAGCAGGAGUUAUUUAUAAAAGCUUCAGAGAACAUCUGAUUUAUGAAGAUGAAGUGAAAGAAAGCUUAAACAUGCAAGAUGUGGUUUAUCUAGAUUAUUCAGACGAUAUGGCAACAACAGACGCAGUCCUCAAUGACCUUGGCCUGAACACAGGAGCUAGAUUGUGUCUUCAAGCUGCUGGAGAGACGGAGAAGAAAAAGUUGCAAAACCAGGAAAAGACAAAUUCACUUAAGGUCAUCAUUGAAAAAGGACUAACAAAGAUUCAAGUUUACCAAGCCGAGUGUGUAGCACGCAACGUGGGUUCUUAUGAUGCCUUCAAGAUUCACAAAUAUGACAGCGACUUCUAUGCCAAUGUGACGAGGGUCGAGCUGACAGACGCGUGGGAUCCCAUCAUUGAAAUGUUAAAAAAGUAUGAACUUCCAGAUGACUUUGAGGGCCAGAAAGAGUGGAUAGAGCUAGGAACCAGGUAUAGGCGAGUGGUUGAGCCUCUAGACAUUGCCAACUACUACAGACACUUUAAGGGUGAUGACACUGGACCUUACUUGAUUAAGGGUAGGCCAAAACUUUACAGAUACACACAAAGAUGGCGAGAGCACGCUGAGAGAAUGCCAGUUGGAUCGAGCUCGGAGUCAUGUUUCUUGGCUGAGGUGGAGGAAUUAAGAACAAAGGCAUUUGAUGAUGUGAAGGGGAGAAUUCUGACCUUAGAGAAACAAGUACUCAAUUGGGUUCGUGAUGGGGAGCUACGCAACGACAUUUUCUUGGAUGAAUCAACCUUUGUCAAGUGGUGGAAAAUGCUUCCUCCUCAACAUAGAGCAGCAUCCUGCAUUUCAGAGUACAUGAGCGGUUAGGGAAGGUCUUUUUCUUACUUGGUGACCUUCUUGAGAAUAACUCAGAUUAGCUCCACAGCUAAGCUCAAAGGCUUGACUCUGUCUUCACAACCUGCAUCUGUUCAUGUAAACACAACAAAAAUGUUCCAAUGUUCGGUUUUGUAGCUUUGUUUGUGUCUCUCUUUCAGCUAGUUUGUUACUUGCUUCACUGCUUUGUUGUACUUUAUUCAUAACUCUAGUUGUACUUGUUUUGCGUUCCAAUGAAAUUCUUCCUUUCGCCAAAGCAUUAAAGAGUUCAUAAAAACACAAAAGAUCUCUCUAUAGUGUAUGGAACAUCUUGCAUAUGCUAGGGGAAAAAAAAGGCAUUAGCUGGCCAAAAUUUGCUGCAAUCAUAUAGGCACCCGCAACAUGAUGGAGAAUCUUGCAUUCUUACCAUCACCGCCUGAUUUGUGCUCCUGUUUCCAUCUUUCUUCUUUCCAAAACAUCUCCAAAAGAUUUUCAAAUGAAAUAUCUGACCUUACUUUCAAACACAUCCUGUUCAAUUGCAAAACUGUUCGCGUCAUUUCUUUCUCCUCUAAAAUUCAACCAAUCUGCCAAACAACAAAUCUUCUUAUUAAGGCAGGUGCGACAAUGGAAUACAGAUACCGAUAAUGACCUUUUUCAUGAUGGAGUGACCUUUUUCUCAUACAACUACAGAGGGCUAAAGUGGAUCAAGAUGGUGGAGAGAUCAUUUUGAUUUCCAAUUGUUUUCAUCUUUCAGUCAUUUCCACCUAGGAGAGCCAAAUAUGAUUCCCAAGGAUCAUGCAAAUGAUGAACCACAAGCAAAAAACAAGGCAAGUUUGAGAGCAUGACCCAGACAGAUGGAGACAAAAUAUGUUCUCAUCACAACAUGAGAAAUCAGAAUUGUAUAACAUAAGAAACCACAUUACUUAUCAGUUACAGAAAAAGAUUGUUUAAUAUGAGCUACCAGACGCAAAGGCUUUUUUUUUUCUACAGUGUUAUAGAAGAAAUUAGAAAUUAAGGAGAAUUUUAGUCUCAAGUGCCACCCAUCAAAGCAGUUUGAUGGUUGUCGGCACCAAGAAAGGACAAGCGAUGACGAGAACUACAAAAGAUAAAAACUCAGUGUGAAACAAACUAGAACCUUGUGAAACAAAAAAGAACCUCAAUAUCAAAACUAAGGCCUCAAGAGCUACCUCAUCAAUUUUUUGGCCUGGAGUAACUUCACAAAAUUUUAAGACUCAAGGGCUCCCUUAGCAAACCAUAGCUACCAAAAAACUUGCAAAGUAGUUCAAGUUUUAGACCUCAAAAUUUAUACUGCUCCAUUUUAAUUCAAGAACAAACUAAUCAUAGUGAGAAUACCCUAUUUGAAAGUAUGAACAAGCAUCCAGAGCUGAAUCACCUAUGGCUCUACCUAUCAGCUAAUAAAUUUUAUACACCAUACAACAUCUGUGAUAUAGAAACGGUGUCUUUUAUGGUCUUAAUUAUUUUACUUAUAUAGACUUAAGCAAUGAGAUGCACAAGUUCAUAUAAAAAAUGGCAUGCUCAAGUCAACCUCAUAUCUUAACAAGAAUAGCCCUCCAAACAUCGCAAGUGCUUCCAGAGUUGAAUCGCCAGUUGCGCAAAUGUAAUCAGCAAAAGCAAUUUAUAUAACAACAGACAUCUGGGACAUCAAAAAACAAGAUAUAUCUUUUGUUCGUCCCUAUAUAUUCAUAUAGUUCAAAAGUGAAGUGCACAAUCAACACCACAGGAGGAGAAAAUCAUAUUGCAAUGAAUUUGAUGUAUUCACUUUCUACAGCACUUUAUCUAUUCACAAAGCAACAAGUCCUCUAUCUCAGCACAUGCACUGUACAUAGAUGGACCAAAGCAAAGUCAUAAGAGAACCAGCCUAAUAACACUUGGCAGUCUAUGCUUCAAAAUGACAAUACCUACAUGAAAUUUAUUACUACGAAAAUUGGAGACUAGUGGUAAGCAAACACGCAAGAACCAAAAUAAGCGACCCAACAAAUAUAUUCAAGGAACACAGAUACUCUUCCUAAGACCUCGUGAUCAUGCUGCAAGAACGAGCUAACCGAAUUGUCAGGCUGCCUCCAUCCAAGGAUGCUUCUCCCUCUAAAGAAUCACAUUUAUACUGCUUCCUACAACCUGGACA
This is a messenger RNA of Ilex paraguariensis (yerba mate), 3979 nucleotides long. NCBI's taxonomy places the organism in Eukaryota, Viridiplantae, Streptophyta, Magnoliopsida, Aquifoliales, Aquifoliaceae. The record is from the annotation of a GenBank genome assembly.